Molecule: messenger RNA, 2452 nt
Organism: Drosophila sechellia
Lineage: Eukaryota; Metazoa; Arthropoda; Insecta; Diptera; Drosophilidae
Gene: glob2
Product: globin 2
Exons: 5
Coding region: 1700-2368 (222 amino acids)
Molecular function (GO): oxygen binding; heme binding
Source: RefSeq, a predicted model, not a curated record
UCAGUGUGUUUGGCUGCAAAGAGGAAUGAUGUUAUUUUAUCGGAAGUUGUGUGGCACAAUAACGAGCAUUGAACUAAGUCAGAGUUCAACCAGUUUGUUUUUAAAUCGAGAGAACUUAUACAUAAAUACAGAUGAGAAACCAAGGCUCAGUUGACGUUCGCUUUACCUUAUCUUAUCAAAGGGAAACUUUCGUUCUCAAGCACAAACAACUUGAGUGCAAAAUGCGCCUGCAAUAAAAUUAGCUCCCAUUCCUUGAGUGGCAUGUGAAACUUUCACCUUUGCUGGUUGCUGCGGGUGAGUUGUGAAUUCUGAGGGGCGUGGCAUUCGCCAGCCUCGCAGUCAGUUUGGAGUAAUUAAGUUAAUUUGUCUUGGACGUCGGCCCAGAGAUUUCAACUUUUUCAUCAUGUCCAUGUUAGCAGGCGUACGUUGAUUGCGCUGCACAUUAAUUUAACCAUUUCAUUCUGUCAUUUUAUUACGCGAGCGGCUGGCAGGGGCUCCAAGUACUACCCCCUAUCAAUUGCAACUUUAAUAAACUCUUUGCUCAAAUUAUAUUUACGAGGGUCACAAAGUGCGGAAAAAUUGACGCGGAGUGGUGUGGCUUGGGAAAAGGCAGCUUGGUAGGCAGCAUAUUUCGCCAAUGUGCCCAAGAAGAUACGCUGCCAUGUCUGUCACUGUUCAAGUGCACUGAAAACAUUUCUAGACAGUUACACAUUGAACAAAUUUAGUAUAUGUUGAUGGCUUUACUACCUUUCAUAUUCCAUUCUUAAUUAUUUUUUAUAUACUUUAUAUUCCACCAAUUUAUAUUAUAUGCAUAUAUUCAAUAACUUGCUUAUCUAGUUAUUAAAUUGAAAUGAGUCUAAACUCUACAAUUUUUGCUACUCCUUUCUUUUUUUCUCUGUAAAUAUGGGGCACCAUUAAGCUCAAUUUUGAUACUUAAAACUUUGCGGCAUUGCUGCUUGUGGCAGCAGCAGCAGCAGCAACAUCCGCAGCUGCAGCUGCAACUCCAACUACGACAGCGACUGCAACUCGCGCCCAGCGAAAGGCGACGUAAUUUUUAAUAGUUUCGCAAUUAAAUCGUAAAAUUUAACAACUUUGCGCACUUCUUAACAAAAUUGCGCAGCCAGCGAAACUGACACUGAUGCAUUUCCGGUUAGCCAGCAGGACUAAGGGGAAGUGGAGGGGGUAAGCGACGUAGGGAGUGGCAAACUGCAUUGCGCUUAAUGAGAAAAUUUCGCCCGAAAAACUUUUUUACCCCACGCGCUUUUCAUGCUGUUUGCGUUGAUGCGUUGUUUGCUUGUUUGUUUGUUGCUGCCGCUGCUCAACUUGCAACUUGCAACUUUCGCUUUCAUAUCUUUAUUUUCGAAUUACUUUGCUGCUACUACGCUUACGUAUUUUUAAACAAGCACCACAUUAAUUAUUUUACUCUAACAAAACACUGAAGAAACUUGUAGUUGCACACUGUUCAUGAAUCGAAUUGAAAGUUAACAUCGAAAGUAGCAGGAAAAUGAGACGUUUAUAUUUUACUAACUAAUUAUCGUUAAAUAGAUAUUAGUUUUUUUAGCGGAUUUGAUAAUAUUUUCAAUUUAACGGUUAUUUGCUCGCAGUAAGCAUUGUUACGCUUAUCAGAAUUAGUCUGAAAGGAACAAAGUCCAUAUGUAGAAACUAAGUAACGGGGGCACCCGCUGAAAAGUCCAAGAAAAUGAGCCAAAUCAGCGAACUAACCCACAUAAGCCGCAUAAGCCAAACCAAUCAGUCGGACGGAAGUGAUGAGGAUCGGCUUCGCCGUGCGAAUUUUCCGGUUUACCCAAAACCGCUACCAGAUCGAGAUUUGAGCUACAAAGUUGAUGAAAAUGAGUUCACAAUGGUGGAGAAGGCUGCCUUGCGAAAUGCCUGGCGUUUAAUUGAGCCAUUUCAGCGCCGAUUUGGCAAGGAUAAUUUCUACAGAUUCCUUACGAGCAACGAGGAUCUCAUAAACUUCUUCAGGAAAGACGGAAAGAUUAACCUAAGCAAGCUGCACGGGCAUGCCAUGGCAAUGAUGAAGCUGAUGUCAAGGCUGGUCCAAACACUGGAUUGCAAUCUAACCUUCCGCUUGGCCUUGGAUGAGAAUCUUCCCACACAUCUGAAGAAUGGCAUCGAUCCCGAGUACAUGAGGAUGCUGGCCACCGCACUGAAGAGAUAUAUCCUUGAGUCUUCCGUUAUCGAAAAUCACAACUCCUGUUCACUCAGCAAUGGUCUGUCCCGUCUGGUGGAGAUCGUCGGGGAGUAUGCCGUUGUGGAUGUGGCCAGAAAAAGAGCCAUGUCCACUGCCCUCAGGACAACUGUGGGCGAUGCUGGCAAUCGCAUGGUCAAGGUUGCUCUAGGCACUUAAACGGGAACAAAAAUAAUGCAAAUACCUAUAUUGUACAAACAUAGCUUGAAGCAAAAAUAAAAUUAAAUUGUGAAUUAGAACUUA